Messenger RNA from Lottia gigantea (owl limpet), 689 nucleotides. RefSeq lists its product as hypothetical. NCBI's taxonomy places the organism in Eukaryota, Metazoa, Mollusca, Gastropoda, Lottiidae. Bases 11 to 649 code for a protein of 212 amino acids. The record is from RefSeq and is a predicted model, not a curated record. Gene Ontology annotation, molecular function: oxidoreductase activity, acting on a sulfur group of donors, disulfide as acceptor. The transcript has 6 exons.
UAUAGUCAAUAUGUGGUCCAUAAUUCUGUGCUUUGUAAUUGGAAUCGAGCUUGCUAUCGCUGCCGAUGCACCAAAAGUAAAAGUCGACCUAUACUAUGAAUCUUUGUGCCCUUACUGUCGUGCGUUUAUUGCGAAGCAGUUAUGGCCAACGUAUGAAAAAGUCAAGGACAUAAUGGAUAUUACCCUGAUCCCUUUUGGAAAUGCUUAUAAAAAGAAUAAGAAUGGUACCCUCUCAUUUUCCUGUCAACAUGGUCCUAAUGAAUGCAUUGGUAACGUGAUCGAGGCAUGUGCAAUCGAGCAUAUCAAGAAUUUCGACGAGUAUUUCCCCUACAUUACCUGCAUGGAGAAAGAUAUCGUAUUUGGCCCAGAGAAGAGUGCUCGUAUGUGUGCCGUAAACACUACCCUACCAUUAGCCGACAUCCUGACAUGCUCUAAAGGACGAGAGGGCUUGAACCUUGAAGAUCAAGCUGCGAACAGAACCAACUCCCUAAUCCCUAAGAAAAAAUAUGUACCAUGGGUUGUACUCAAUGGGGAACACACACAGAAAAUAAGUAAUAGAGCUUUGAGCAACCUCUUGGGGUUAGUUUGUUCCACAUAUAAGGGCACCAAACCAGCACCGUGUUCAGCUAAGCACCAUGUUAUUGGAUAGAGAAACUGAUCGCUAAUAAACGUAGCUAAUUCUUUAAUAU